Messenger RNA from Ceratitis capitata (Mediterranean fruit fly), 1200 nucleotides. RefSeq lists its product as hypothetical. Lineage: Eukaryota; Metazoa; Arthropoda; Insecta; Diptera; Tephritidae. The record is from RefSeq and is a predicted model, not a curated record. The transcript is spliced from 5 exons. The coding region runs from base 29 to 913 and encodes 294 amino acids.
CAACCGCUGAGUUUAUACUUUCGCAAUUAUGUCGUAUAUCGGCGCAAACACUUCAGACGCUGAAUGCGAAAGAGGAGAUCAACCAAAAAACCGCCAUGCAGAAUUUAUUUCAAAACUAGCUGCUAAUAAGUUGUCCUUGGAAUCAAAAUGGUCCAAUAAAAAAGAUGAUGAAUCCGGGUCAGAAUUGUCUUAUUCAGAAAACUUUCUGACGCGAGGUGCAUUUUUGCUAACACCAUUACAUGAAUUAUCAAUGGAGCGUGCAGCACUUAUUUGUGAGAAAAUGAAUUUUAAAGGAUGUUUCAGUCUAACAAAAACUGCUACCGGAAUUUUAUUUAAAUUCUCACACCCCGACGACUAUCAGGCUGUUUAUAAAAAGGGAUUUCAUAAAAUAACAGGAGCGAGAUUUUAUCGAAAGAUAGCGAUUCCAUGUCGACCUAAGAAAACGUUCACCCUCUUUGUUAUGGAUGUUCCGGAAGAUUUACCAGUUGAAGACAUAAGACAUGCUUUAUAUAAAUUUGAUUCGGUGGUUGAAGUAGUCCGCCUGCAUUAUCAAACUCAACCACCAAUACAAAAUGACAAAGUUCAAGAAGGGGCAGUUGUAACCAGGAAUGACGCAACUGAAAAGGCGGAGCGUCGAGAGUCAGCAACAGCGGUAAUUCGAAUAACUCUCGCUUCAAUGGACGAAUAUAACAUAUUAUUACAAAAUGGGUUAAAUUUUUAUGAUGCGACAUUUUUCCCAACUGAGGCAAACCUUCAAAUGAAAGAUGCUAAAAUUGAUUAUAAGCGACGAAUUUUUGAUGGGAAUAAGAGUAGUCGUGUUCGUGAAUUACUUCCUGUCUUUGACGCAACUGGAUUUUGUAAAUUGCCACCACCUUCAAGUAAACUCAUUAAGCCAACGAGAACUAUGAAGUAAAUUAUUCUAACGGAGAACAACUGCACAAUAUUAACGGUAUACAAAAUGUAUCUGCAAAUAAUAUUAACGACAAAAACUGCUUUCAAUUCCUCAUAUUUUUCUAAUCCAAUAAUACCUUUACAUUGUGAAAUUUUUAUGCAAAAUUUAUCUAGUUGUUUUAUUUCGUUCUACGAUUUCUGUGCUGCCGAAUUAAUUUGCGGGUAUAAGCAUAUAUACAAUAUUUUAGGGCAUUAAUUUUUAUCAAGUUGAUGCUUUCGUUUGCGUAUCAUCUAACAUUUUAGUUGGUG